UCCCGUCCUCCCGCACCGUCUCCUAGGUGACGGGCUGCUUUACGGCCGGCAGGCGCUGCCAUCACGACAGUUGGCCGGAAGCCCAAUCAGCGCCCCCCAUCCCAUUUCCCGAAGCUUAAGCUCCAGUCGCCGGCUCUAGCGUCACCGUGACCCCGGGUCCCCGGCCGUCCGCCUCGCCGAGGGCCGCAGCCGCCACGCCACCGGGAUGCCGGAAAUUAAAGUCACCCCCUUGGGGGCUGGGCAGGACGUGGGGCGCAGCUGCAUCCUGGUGUCCAUCGCGGGCAAGAACGUCAUGCUGGACUGCGGCAUGCACAUGGGCUACAACGACGACAGGCGCUUCCCGGACUUUUCCUACAUCACCCAGAGCGGGCGGCUGACCAACUUCCUGGACUGCGUGAUUAUCAGCCACUUCCACCUGGACCACUGUGGGGCCCUGCCCUACUUCAGCGAGAUGGUGGGCUACGACGGCCCCAUCUACAUGACCCACCCCACCAAGGCCAUCUGCCCCAUCCUGCUGGAGGACUACCGCAAGAUCACCGUGGACAAGAAAGGGGAGACCAACUUCUUCACCUCGCAGAUGAUCAAGGAUUGCAUGAAGAAGGUGGUGGCCGUCCACCUCCACCAGACCGUCCAGGUGGACGAAGAGCUGGAAAUCAAAGCGUACUACGCGGGCCACGUGCUGGGGGCUGCCAUGUUCCAGAUCAAAGUUGGGGCCGAGUCGGUGGUGUACACGGGCGACUACAACAUGACCCCGGACCGGCACUUAGGGGCCGCCUGGAUCGACAAGUGCCGGCCCAACCUGCUCAUCAGCGAGUCCACCUACGCGACGACCAUCCGAGACUCCAAACGCUGCCGCGAGCGGGACUUCCUGAAGAAAGUCCACGAGACGGUGGAGCGAGGCGGGAAGGUGCUCAUCCCCGUGUUCGCCCUAGGCCGCGCCCAGGAACUCUGCAUCCUGUUGGAGACGUUCUGGGAGAGGAUGAACCUGAAGGCCCCCAUCUAUUUCUCCACGGGCCUGACGGAGAAGGCCAACCACUACUACAAGCUCUUCAUCACCUGGACCAAUCAGAAGAUCCGGAAGACCUUUGUCCAGAGGAACAUGUUCGAAUUCAAACACAUCAAGGCCUUUGACCGGGCAUUCGCGGAUAACCCUGGCCCCAUGGUGGUGUUUGCCACCCCAGGGAUGCUACACGCCGGCCAGUCCCUCCAGAUUUUCCGCAAGUGGGCGGGGAACGAGAAGAACAUGGCCAUCAUGCCGGGCUACUGCGUGCAGGGCACCGUCGGCCACAAGAUCCUGAGCGGGCAGCGCAAGCUGGAGAUGGAAGGACGGCAGAUUCUAGAGGUGAAGAUGCAGGUGGAGUACAUGUCGUUCAGCGCCCACGCUGACGCCAAGGGCAUCAUGCAGCUGGUGCGGCAGGCCGAGCCGCAGAACGUCCUGCUGGUCCACGGGGAGGGCAAGAAGAUGGAGUUUCUGAAGCAGAAGAUCGAGCAGGAGUUCCGAGUGAACUGCUACAUGCCCGCCAACGGGGAGACCGUCACCCUGCUCACCAACCCCAACAUCCCCGUGGGCAUCUCGCUGGGCUUGCUCAAGAGAGAGACGACGCCGGGUGUCCCGCCUGACCCCCAGAAGCCCAGGCUCAUGCACGGGACGCUCGUCAUGAAAGAAAACAGCUUCCGCCUGGUGUCGUCGGAGCAGGCGCUGACGGAGCUGGAGCUGGCCGAGCACCAGCUGCGCUUCACCUGCCGUGUGCACAUCCAGGAGGCCCGCAAGGAGCAGGAGGCCGUGCUGCGCGUCUACAACCACCUCAAAGGCAUCCUGAAGGACCACCCGGUGCAGCACCUGGCUGACGGCUCCGUCGUGGUGGGCUCCAUCCUCAUCCAGGCCACGGCCCACUCGGAUGACCCGGCCACCAAGGUGCUGCUGGUCUCCUGGACCUACCAGGACGAAGAGCUGGGCAGCUACUUGACGGCACUGCUCAAGAAAGGCCUGCCCCAGGGCAGUGGCUGAGGGCGUACGGAUGGGUGCGGGGAACGUUUUGUAAUAAAACAUUGGUGGAAGCCA
Messenger RNA from Tachyglossus aculeatus (Australian echidna), 2062 nucleotides. RefSeq names its product integrator complex subunit 11 (gene INTS11). Bases 206 to 2008 code for a protein of 600 amino acids. The record is from RefSeq and is a predicted model, not a curated record. Gene Ontology annotation, biological process: snRNA processing. Gene Ontology annotation, cellular component: nucleus. The transcript is spliced from 18 exons. Lineage: Eukaryota; Metazoa; Chordata; Mammalia; Monotremata; Tachyglossidae.